Messenger RNA from Manihot esculenta (cassava), 2683 nucleotides. RefSeq names its product ABC transporter G family member 11. The record is from RefSeq and is a predicted model, not a curated record. The transcript has 10 exons. NCBI's taxonomy places the organism in Eukaryota, Viridiplantae, Streptophyta, Magnoliopsida, Malpighiales, Euphorbiaceae. Gene Ontology annotation, cellular component: membrane. The coding region runs from base 321 to 2405 and encodes 694 amino acids. Gene Ontology annotation, molecular function: ATP hydrolysis activity; ATP binding; ABC-type transporter activity.
CAACUCCAAUUAAUUCACAAUCAUCUCAACUCUCCUUUAUUUCUUCCCAUCUGCAUUACACUUUUCAGAUUCAAUCUGAGCCACCCACAAUAACCAAGCAGAAGAAGAAGAAGAAAAUUAUUUUGCUCUUGGAGUUGAGGCUCUUUCUGCAUGGGAUUCUCCUAACCUAAUACAAUUCACUCGGUCAACACAUACAUUACCCGUUUCUCCAUUCUCAUCUAUUUCUCGCCGUCUCAUCCUAUCAUAUAUCAAGCUUCCCUUUCAUGUUCUCUUUUACAAAAAUCUAAGGCAAGCAACUCAGCAGCAAUCACGUAAUUAUAAUGGAGAUAGAGGCAAGCAGACCACCAGCAGCAGCAGCAAAUGGAUUGAGUCCUCUAAGCGAGACUCUGUGGAGAGAAAAGGCCAUUACAGAAUUCGAUGGGGAUGUGUCGGCGAGGCUUACAUGGAAGGAUCUGACUGUGAUGGUGACUCUUAGCAAUGGAGAGACGCAAAACGUUUUGGAAGGACUCACUGGCUAUGCUGAGCCCGGAACACUCACUGCUCUCAUGGGGCCUUCUGGCUCCGGCAAAUCCACUCUGCUCGAUGCUCUCUCUAGUCGCCUUGCGGCUAAUGCUUUCCUUUCUGGUUCCAUUCUCCUUAAUGGUCGCAAAACCAAGCUCUCCUUCGGAACUGCUGCGUAUGUCACGCAAGAUGACAACUUGAUCGGCACUCUAACGGUGAGGGAAACAAUCUGGUAUUCAGCUCGACUACGACUCCCUGAUAAGAUGCCUCGCUCGGAGAAGCGGGCUUUGGUUGAGAGAACCAUUAUAGAGAUGGGUCUUCAAGAUUGUGCAGAUACUGUAAUUGGAAAUUGGCAUUUGCGUGGGAUCAGCGGAGGGGAGAAAAGAAGGGUCAGUAUAGCUCUUGAAAUCCUAAUGAGGCCUAGAUUGCUCUUCCUUGAUGAACCAACCAGCGGACUUGACAGUGCUUCGGCUUUCUUUGUAACUCAGACAUUACGUGGCCUGUCUAGAGAUGGAAGGACUGUCAUUGCUUCGAUUCACCAGCCUAGUAGUGAAGUUUUUGAGCUCUUUGAUAGAUUGUACUUGCUUUCUGGAGGCAAAACUGUUUAUUUUGGUCAGGCUUCAGAGGCCUACGAGUUCUUUGCACAAGCUGGUUUUCCCUGUCCUGCUCUGAGGAACCCAUCUGAUCAUUUCCUGAGAUGCAUCAAUUCUGACUUUGACAAAGUAAAGGCUACUUUGAAGGGGUCCAUGAAAUUGCGGUUUGAGUCAAGUGAUGAUCCUUUGGACAAGAUAACAACAGCUGAAGCCAUAAGAACUCUACUUGACCACUACAGAACUUCCCAGAACUAUUAUGCAGCAAGACAAAAAGUUGAGGAGAUAUCCAAAGUUAAAGGAACUGUUAUAGAUUCAGGGGGAAGCCAGGCUAGUUUCUUGAUGCAGGCCUUUACUUUAACCAGGCGUUCAUUCAUCAAUAUGUCAAGGGACUUUGGGUAUUACUGGCUAAGGCUUGUGAUUUACAUCGUAGUCACCAUCUGCAUUGGAACCAUCUACUUGAAUGUGGGGACAGGUUACAAUUCAAUUCUGGCUAGAGGAUCAUGUGCCUCCUUUGUGUUUGGUUUUGUCACUUUCAUGUCAAUUGGCGGGUUUCCUUCUUUUGUAGAAGAUAUGAAAGUAUUCCAAAGAGAGAGAAUGAAUGGUCAUUAUGGUGUCACUGCCUUUGUGAUUAGCAACACAAUCUCUGCAAUGCCAUUCCUGAUAAUGAUCACCUUCAUCUCUGGAACUAUUUGUUACUUCAUGGUCAACCUUCACCCAGGUUUCGAACAUUAUUUAUUCUUCGUGUUGUGCCUUUAUGCAAGUGUCACAGUGGUUGAGAGCUUGAUGAUGGCUAUAGCUAGCAUUGUCCCCAACUUCCUCAUGGGUAUCAUCAUCGGUGCUGGAAUUCAGGGAAUAUUCAUGCUAGUGUCAGGGUACUUCAGGCUUCCAAAUGAUAUACCAAAGCCUGUUUGGCGUUAUCCAAUGUCGUACCUUAGUUUCCAUUUCUGGGCUCUACAGGGGCAAUAUCAGAAUGAUCUGAGAGGCUUAUGGUUCGACAACCAGACACCAGAUCUUCCCAAGAUUCCUGGUGAGUACAUACUGGAAAAUGUAUUCCAGAUAGACGUGCACCGAUCAAAAUGGGUGGAUCUCAGUGUCAUCUUCAGCAUGAUCGUAGCAUACCGCAUCAUCUUUUUUAUAAUGAUCAAGAUAAGUGAGGAUGUCACACCUUGGAUUAGAGGUUAUAUAGCAAGGAGAAGAAUGCAGCAGAAGAAUGGGACUCAAAAUACAACAGUAGCUCCUGAUGGUCUCACCCAUUCUCCUUCUUUAAGGACUUACAUCGCAAAUCGUCCUACUGGAACUGGCAAAAGGUAGAUCAAAGAGAUGCUUUGAUAUGGUAGGGCUUUCUGCUCAAAGAGAUGUUAUUGACACUAAAUUUCAAGUUAUAUUCCGAUCUAUGGAAAAAAAAAAAACAGGAAAAAAAAUCAUUUGUAUAAAACAGAACAAGAAGGUUAUGAUCAAGACCUUUUAUUUCUCAUACAUGUUCCUCGGUCAAUCAGGGGAACAUAAGGGAUACUUAAUCAUUCUCCCAAAACAGAGAUUGGAAAUACAAUCUAAAUUAUUCUAGUGAUCAUGAACUUCUUUUUGUUUUA